CUGACGUCAUGCGCCCGUCAAUUUAUUUAUUGUGCAAUUUCUAGAAAACACGGUCGACACGAACUGACAAGAACACACUCGCUUAUUGUUACAACUUGUGAUUGCGCGAAUAUGUCUCUCAACACGGCGCAUUUGAACGGCGGUGUCCUUAUUCACAACGGCGAAAUCAUCUUGGUGUACAGCGACCAUACGACAGUAGAAUGGUCCGGACAAGACGCGCCCCCAUUCAAAGGCGCCAAGCACGGCCGCAUCUACUUGACAACGCAUCGUGUCAUCUUCAACAGCAAGAAUUCUAGCGAUGCGAUGCAGUCGUUCAGCUUUCCAUUCGUGACGCUCAGCGACGUGGAGUUGGAGCAACCAAUCUUUGGUGCCAACUACAUCAAGGGUAAGGUGCGCGCCCAGCCGAACGGCAACUGGGCCGGCGAGGCGAAGUUCAAGAUUCUGUUCAAGCAUGGCGGCGCCAUUGAAUUCGGGCAAGCCAUGUUAAAAGCGGCACACUUGGCCACACGCAUGGCGAAUCAACGCGAAGCACCGCCGCCGUACGUCCCACCCGAAAGUCAAUGGUACCAGGCGCCUCCGCCAGCAUACGCACCGCCACCACAGGGCUACUACGGUUGGAUGCCACCCUCGCAGGCCUUUCCCGAUCAGCCGCCGGCCAACAGCGUGUUUAUGACGGACGCGCCGCCGCCCUAUCCUGGUAUAAACAGCAUGCAACCAGGCGGGCCACCAGAUCGCACAGCGCCGCCAGCCGGCUUCCAUUAUCCGCCGCAGCAGGGUAACGCCGCCGGUCCUGCGCCCGGCUUCAGCGCCGGAGACGCGAAGGCAGCGGAGGCCGCGCAAUCCGCGUACUACGACCCCAACCGGCCGCAGAUGGCGUACGUGCCGCCGCCGUCGUACUACGAGCAUCCGCCCACUUACGACGAGGCGACUCACAAAAAACAGCAAUAAUUAUUGCGCCCGCUACAGCCUUGCCUAACGAUGAUAACCAACGCUAGAGCGGUAGAGGGCGGGAGGGCAUGCACGAUACCACGUUUACUGCAGAACAUUUCGGCCGCACGGUCCCGACGCAUUCCAGUAUUUAAUGGACCAAGUGUCGGCGUCACAUGCGAGUGGGUGCACCAGGCGUACUCGCGUUUCUCACUUGUUGUUUGUUUUGUUUCUAUUGGCCGCGAGUACGUCUGGUCGUCUCGCAACGACCCUGCCUCCUCAAGCGCACUGUACAUUGUAUGUAUUUAGGGCUCAAAUUAAAUACGGCUAGUGAAUCAAAUCGCGCGGCGCAACUCUAUUUAGUUUGAGCCGUAUUUAGAUUCGUGCUAAUCGCGAACGGGGCGCCCUCUGGCGGGCCUCCGUGCGUGUAUCGCUUGUAAACUUGCAGCACCUAUAGAGUUGUUAUUCGAAUUGCUAUUUACAUAUUCGUACGCAAACAGAUUAUUACAACCUACACAUGGCAGAAUGUAUUGUGACUGUUAUCAAAAUGUAUAUCUAUUUUACGCAAAUAAAAUUCCUAUGCGGAUGCA
This is a messenger RNA of Dalotia coriaria, 1517 nucleotides long. It is a transcript of the gene Wbp2, whose product is annotated as WW domain binding protein 2. Lineage: Eukaryota; Metazoa; Arthropoda; Insecta; Coleoptera; Staphylinidae. The transcript is spliced from 4 exons. Gene Ontology annotation, molecular function: transcription coactivator activity; chromatin DNA binding. The record is from RefSeq and is a predicted model, not a curated record. Bases 112 to 948 code for a protein of 278 amino acids. Gene Ontology annotation, cellular component: nucleus. Gene Ontology annotation, biological process: positive regulation of DNA-templated transcription.